This is a messenger RNA of Kwoniella shivajii, 6279 nucleotides long. RefSeq lists its product as uncharacterized. Lineage: Eukaryota; Fungi; Basidiomycota; Tremellomycetes; Tremellales; Cryptococcaceae. Gene Ontology annotation, molecular function: phosphatidylinositol-3-phosphate binding. Gene Ontology annotation, cellular component: phagophore assembly site. The transcript has 12 exons. The record is from RefSeq and is a predicted model, not a curated record. Gene Ontology annotation, biological process: autophagy of mitochondrion; autophagosome assembly; reticulophagy. The coding region runs from base 1 to 6279 and encodes 2092 amino acids.
AUGUUCUCCUUACCUUCCUUCUUGACCACACUACCGUUCACUCUCCCUUCUUUGCCUUCCAUCUCAUUACCGGCUAAUAUCCAACGUCGAUUUUUGUCGUAUGUGCUAAAGAGGUCGUUGGGAAGAUUCGUCAAAGGGCAAGCCCUAGAUGCAGAGAGAAUACAAGCUCAGCUCAGUGAAGGAUGGGUAGAGUUGGAGGGCUUGGAGGUGGAUACGAACGAGAUCAACUCUCUCAUGCCAUCAUCCGUACCCUUACGACUCGAUUCAGGUACCUUAUCCAAGGUAACAGCUCGCGUACCAUUGUCGAAUCUAUGGUCAGACCCCCUGUGUCUCACCCUUGAUACGCUGAAUCUAUCCUUCGUACUCUCUCGACCUUCUUUCUACACAAAAGGGAAGAAUGUGGCUCGACCUACAGGCUUUCAACCGGAACGUCAUCGAGAUCUCGCAGAAUCAGUAACUUCAGCAGCGGAUGAUUUCUUACAUGAAGAAUUAGAUGCAUUCGAAGAAGCUGAACUGGGUCGAUCCAUCCGACAAUCCCUUGUUCUCAACUCGACUGAUCCAUUUAACAACGAUGAAGAGGUCCCAGGUUCAUUUCCGUUUGGUAAUCCGGAAAGUAUAGGAACAGAUGGUCAACCAUUACCUGCAAAUGUAGAAAGUACGACUGUACUAGCUGGAUUAGUCGGACGUAUCUUAUCUAGAUUGGAAUUCAGAAUUAAGAACAUUAAGAUACAAAUCAGAUUCGAUGAUGCGGAUCAUGGUGGUCUAUUCGAAUGCAGAAUUGGAGAAAUCAAAUAUAUCGAUGAAAGUCAAUCUCAAUUUAAUUCCAAUACCGAUCAACCAAGAACAACCAUCAGAUCAAUCCGUGUCUCCAAUGCAGCCUUAUAUAUGCUUCCGAAAUCUUCAAUCCCAGUAUCACAACCUUCUUCAUCUGCGAGACCAAGUUUCGCAUCUCCUUCUUCACGGUCAUCAUCAAUCUCUUCAGCAUCUUCGUCCAGCACAACCGGCGAUUAUCAAGACAUGAUGAUGUCCCAAGCCGUUGCCGAUCUAAGAGAUAGCACAACAAUGUCUGACCUUACCUCGGAAGCAAGUAUAUAUCACAGCGCUAUCAACGAAGAUCCCGCACCUCGUAUACCUGUUAUCGUAGAGGGAAGAUCUAGUGAGGCAAGUCCAAGUAGAUCUGCUACUCCUAGACCUGACACUCCAGCAACAUCGAAAGACGAGACACUGCUUCUGACCUUUGGAUCAGAGGAUAUCGUAUUGCGAAUGAAGACGACUAGAUCAUUGCCAAAUGCAAACCUAGAAGCUGUCACCUCUCCUGGCCUUUCAUCCCCCUCGCGCAGUAUACAUGUCACAUCUACGACGGCAACUUCCCCUCUCCCGUCUGUUAAUAUAGAGGUAUCAGUUGGUACUAUUGCGGCUGUGAUCCUUCCUGAGCAAGCAUCCAUCAUUCUAGCGGCCCUGCAGUGUGCUUCGCAGCAUUCCCAGGUCAAAUCACAUAGCCCAAGUCCCACUUCUCAUGUCGCUGCGUCGGUGACGAAUCAGCCACAGCUGACGGCGCAUGUCACCCUGAAAGGUCUUUAUGCGUCUUUAAUCUAUGACAUGACGGCCUCCUCAAACCCUCUAAUCACUGAUAUUCUUACGACUUAUUGGGCCAAACCAUCAAGCACAUUCAUACCUACUGGACAUCUUCGAUUACGUCUGGAAACUUUUGAGGGACAUUACGCAAGUAAAGGGUUUAUCGCUCGACUGUCAGAUAUCAGGAAAUCGACUACCAUUCCAUCAUCGGCAAUACGUCUGCCUCGUCGAUCAUCGACAAUCUCACGUGCUGGUCCUUCACCUCCGACUCUCACCAUUACCCUACAAGAUGCUUCUGUUUUCGAAUACCUAGCCUCUGAACAGUCAGAUAAUGACUUGUUGGACGUACCACCAGGAGGAGCGUUCCCAGUCCUUUUAUUUGAUACCAAUCUACCGCGGCAAUAUGAUGUUGCUCCCGGUGUAACAUCGGGACUAUUCCAAUCUAUCCCUUCCAAGCCUACCUCUUCAAUCCAAGCACAAGUAUUCCCGGAAUUUGAUUCGGUGGAUUGGAGGAAUUCCGGGCUGCAAAGAAAGUCGGGUGGAAGUGAGAAACAGUGGAAAGUGAAACAAAAGGGGAAAGGCAUAUUGAAGGGUGCACAUGGUUCUGUUUCCGAACCGAAUGAUGUACCUGUUAUAAGUAUUAAGAAGGAACUGGUGACCAGUACUACCGCUUCAGUAACACUUCAACCUGUUCAUAUUUUUCUCGAUCUAUCGUUGGUCGAACGUCUUUUGCCCAUGCUCAGAAGUAUCGCCCCUGCUAUUCGCUCAAAGCCUGAAAUCAUCGAUCCCAUGACGCCAUUUGGAGUUCGACCAUCUCAUCGGCCUUUCGAUCUGCUUAGGCAACCCACCACAGAAUCUAUCAUUGAUGAUCUUGAUGCACAAGCAUCAUCAUACUCAACUAUCCAGCCUUCGCAACCAGCGAAACCUGUCUUGGAUAUUCGAUGUUCCCUUCUCAGAUUAGACAUUCGUUGCCCUGCACCUGUGAAUAGAAGGGGAACAUGGGGUGAUGGUGGUCAUCUGAGGUCAGGAAUAGUGACUUUAGACAUACAAUAUCUGAAAACUAAGGUAUCCACAGGAUCCUCGGCGACGACGGCAACAUCUCAAUCUUCUACUAGAAAUCCAGGUAGAAAAGAUGGAGAGGGAACCACGAUUGUCAAUUGGGAUAAAAUGAUCUUAUUCUUCUCACGAGCACCUGAGCGAAGAUCAUCGGCGUUCAUAGUGAUUGGACCUCUCGCGCUCGAUCCCUCAGACGUUGAUGUUGCUCCACUUCUUCCGAGUGUAGAACUACUCACUUCCCAUUCACAUACACAAACGAAGACCACCUUAGUCACAUGUCGUAUUCCGUCCAUUCAAGCCAAGAUCAAACAGCAGACUAUCGAAGGAUUGCAAUUCUUUGCUGACGAUAUGACACAUUGGCUCGAUGGCGCCUUUGGUGAUGGAUCUGCACCGAAGCCGAGGGACGAUCUGAAGAUGAUUGGAAGUAGGUUUUUUGGCGCGCCCGGCUCCACUAGAGGUAGUAGUUCAGCAUCAAGUUCAACGAUGGAUGAAGAUGACGAAAAUCUGUCAGCAACAAUACUCAAAUUGAAUAUCAGUGAAACUGAUAUGUCACUUUACGUACCUCGACCUGAAGGUGGAGAAAGGAUUUUAUCUCUAGAAGCAAGCGAUAUGGAUAUCAAGAUUGAAUCAAACGUUUCUGGAAAACAUGAAACUAGUUUCAACCUUUCUUUGAUGGAUACCGAAUUUUCAGAUAAAACAGAUGGAUCCAAUGCAAUCAAAAUUAUAGGUCGUACAACUCCUUAUACAUUAACAACUAGACAACAACCUUUGAUUCAAUUUAGGUUUUCCUCAUUAACAGAUCCAAUAACGUCAACCAAAGAAACUGGAAUAUCAGUAACGUUGACGUCUUUGACUUUUUAUAUAUCGAAAUCGAUUGACUGGAUUAAUGACCUCAAAAAAUUCAUCAAGACUCCUGAAGGUGUAUUUGAAGAUGUUGUCCCAUCAGAAUUAACAAGGAUUCGCAUUCUCUUACAAGAUUGUUCUGUCCGAACAUUAACGCCAACGUUGAAAGGCGCCAUCAUACUUGUCUUUGGAAUAAUGGAUAUCUCAACGGAUAUAAAAUCAGAUGGAGAAGAUAAUGAAGUCAAACUCAAUGCUAGUAGAUUGAAUAUCUUAGCUGUUGACGAUAUCUCAUCGGCGAGUGAAUUGGGUGUUGGUACGAGUGACUCAGUAGAAGUCUGGAGAAAAGCAGGAUACGCUCAAUUAGUAGACAUCAUCUCGGUUGAUUUGCAGUGUUUCAGAGACCUAACGGGUACAGAUGAAAUAUUGUUGGAAAUACUACAAGUUCAAGUAAAAAUCACAGCUUGUGCGGAUUCUCUAGCUACUUUUGGGGAAUUAUGUGGAGAUUUGACCAAACUAGCACCUGCAAAGACGAGACCGCCAAGGGUCGUUCGACCACCCACCUCUCUCGACAAAAUCAUCAACGUCUUUGAUUCAAUUGACGAUCAAGCAUUCAACCUCGUACCCGACAUAGUCUCCGGAGCCGAUAUGAUCGAAGAUGAUCUUCCUACCAACCUAGAUUACCUAGAUAGAGCUUCCCGACUAGCUUCCAACCAGCCGACAAUGGACAAACUCACUGGAGAAACCCUGCGUUCAUGGCAAACCGAUGAAGGCGAGGGUGAACUAGGGGGAGAGACAAUCAAGAUUUUGUUGGAAGAACAGUUUGAUAUGAAUGAGAAUUACUGGAAUGAACUACCGAUCCUCCACAAGGGUUAUGAUGACGACCUACAAAUUGGUAAAACACGUAUACGCGUUAAUGAUUGUAAUAUCAAAGUCCUCCUACAUGAUGGUUACGAUUGGCUUCGUACGAGGAAAGCUAUUGAAGAUGAAAUUCGAGCAGUUCGAAAACGACUUGAAAAAAUCCGACAACUGCUUGCCUCAGGACAGAAAGCAGAUGAAUCUAUCGAUAUUGAAAAGGCCACGAAAUCAGUUUUGUUCAAUUCCGUAUAUAUUGGAGGAAUAGAUGGACAAGGCUCUACUGAUUUGGAUUCUGCAGCAUUGAUAGCUGCCAUAGAUGAAGAAUUGGAUGAAUUAGCUGACGGUGAUGGAGAUAUUGAUGAAAUCGCAAGUACAAGUUCUUGGCAAACAUUACCAUCUACAUCUCAAAAUCGUAAUACAUCCAGAAAUAAUCAAGGGAAAGAAAAACCUAGAGACAAAGAUAAUCAAAAGAAGAAAAUCAAAUUGAAUGGUAAAAAAUUGAAUAGAUCCAAGAAACCUCAAAUUGAAAUAUCACUUUCAUCCUUACGUGCACAACUGGAUCUGUUCUCUUCUGACUCUAUAACCGAAGAAUCAACGUCUUCCAAAGUAGAAAUCAAAAUCAAGGAGAUGGAAAUUUUAGAUCAUAUCAAGACUUCAACUUGGAAGAAAUUCCUAAUGGGAAUGAAAUCCGAUAGUAGAGGGAAUGUUAGAGAAACGGACGCUGAUAUGGUCAGGAUCGAAUUAAAAGGUAUUAAACUUGGAAGUGAUAUAGAAGAAGAAAUGAGAUUAAGGGCCAAAAUUCUUCCUCUAAGACUUCACGUAGAUCAAGAUGCUUUAGACUUCUUGAAACGAUUCUUUAGUUUCAAAUCACCACCACCACCAUCGUCCUCAUCCGUCUCACCCUUGUCUGCGCAGAGCCUAAAUACCCCUUCAUCGCCCGCCAGACCCAAUGAAACGUUCUUCCAACAUGUUGAGAUCUUCCCUAUAGAAAUGAAAUUAGAUUAUAAACCCAAACGAGUGGAUUUUGCUGCUUUAAGAGAAGGCAAGACUAUGGAGUUGAUGAACUUCUUCCAUUUCGAUGGAGCUGAAAUGACUUUGAGGCAUAUCACCUUGUCAGGAGUCACUGGAUGGGAUCGUUUAGGAACUACAUUACAGGAUCUAUGGACACCAGAUGUGAAAGCGAAUCAAUUAGCAGAUGUCAUAUCCGGAGUAUCACCUAUACGAUCAAUUGUCAAUGUAGGCUCUGGAGUAGCUGAUUUGAUUUUAUUACCAAUCGAACAGUAUAGGAAAGAUGGUAGAAUAGCUAAAGGAAUUCAAAGAGGUACAAAUUCAUUCGUUAAAUCGACUGCGAUGGAAAUGAUGAAAUUAGGAGCCAGGUUAGCUACUGGAACUCAGAUCAUAUUGGAAAAAGCGGAAACUGUUAUAGGUGGAAAUACGACUAAUUUAAGAUUAAAUGAACAAGACAAUUUGACUAUCAUACCUCAUACAAUCGAUAACCAAAAUAUACUUUCUUCCUAUUCCUCUGCUACUCCAGGUUUAGGAGGUUCAGGUUUAAGUUUACCUUUGAAUUGGCAAAAUCAAUAUCAGUAUCAAGAUCAAACUCAACAGAAUGAUGGAUCAAGUGAAGAUGACGAUGAAGACGAACGUCAAGAAGAUAUCACAAGUAGAUACGCAAAUCAACCUGAAGGUGUCAAACAAGGUGUUCAAGAUGCAUAUAAAAGUUUCUCUAAAAACGUUAAUGCCGCUGCUCAAACUAUAUUAGCUGUACCUAUGGAAGUUUAUGAGCGAUCUGGAGAAGAUGGACCACUCAAAGCUGUGAUCAAAGCUGUACCAAUAGCAGUCUUGAAACCAAUGAUAGGUACCACAGAAGCAGUUUCGAAAACCCUAUUGGGUAUGAGAAAUAGUUUGGAUCCUUCGGCAAGAAAAGAAUUGGGAGAUAAAUAUAAAUGA